Molecule: messenger RNA, 801 nt
Organism: Galeopterus variegatus (Sunda flying lemur)
Lineage: Eukaryota; Metazoa; Chordata; Mammalia; Dermoptera; Cynocephalidae
Exons: 7
Biological process (GO): neuromuscular synaptic transmission
Source: RefSeq, a predicted model, not a curated record
GCAAAGAUAAAGGUGAAAGAGACAGAAAAGCCGAUGUACAAACUUUCUUUUGUGACAGAAGAUCAUGUACACUUCUUCCUACAGUUUAGAAAUGACCUACCACACCUGAAGCCAUCAGGUGCAGAAGAUCCAUCUGAUCUGACUCAACCUUUGGAUCACUCACCGGGGAAUUUCCCACUUUGUGUCUUUAAACCAGGAACCCAGCAGUGGAACUUUGUGGAGAAUGAACUGAAGGAUGCCACCCAGACAGUAUAUCGCCUGAGGCCCCAUUAUGCAGGUCUUCCCACAAAAUCCUGGCAAUAUGACAAGGUGAAGGAAGAUUAUGCUCAGCUCAGCCGCAAGCUCACUGUAGUGACCAGAGAACGUGAUUUGGCCGUGAAGGAGAAACAUCAGCUCAAAGCCAAGCUGGAGAACCUAGAACAGGUCCUAAAGCACAUGCGAGAGGCCGCGGAACGGCGGCAGCAGCUGGAAUUGGAGCAUGAGCAAGCCCUGGCUGUUCUCAACGCCAAGCAGCAGGAAAUCGACCUUCUGCAGAAGGCUCAGGUUGAAGCUAAGAAAGAACAUGAAGGUGCUGUGCAGCUGCUAGAGUGGGUGCUUCGAAGGGAAAUGACCACCAUGUCCCACAGCGUGGGUGGCAUGCCACGAGUGACCACUUCUUGUCCCUGGCUCCUGACCUCAUGCCAGUCUCCUUGGGAGCAGGUAGACAGCAGAGAUUGGCACCCUGAGGGCAAAGCUACUGUCAGUGGCAGCAUCAGGAAUUCUGAGGUUCUGUCAGUGGACGGUGUGUACCUGCACAUCUGA